Molecule: messenger RNA, 2057 nt
Organism: Astyanax mexicanus (Mexican tetra)
Lineage: Eukaryota; Metazoa; Chordata; Actinopteri; Characiformes; Acestrorhamphidae
Gene: laptm4a
Product: lysosomal protein transmembrane 4 alpha
Exons: 7
Coding region: 311-1030 (239 amino acids)
Cellular component (GO): lysosomal membrane
Source: RefSeq, a predicted model, not a curated record
UGUGUGACCCAGCGCUCGCUCGCUCUGUCGGUCGGUGGGUAGUGCUGUGUGUGCUCUGUGAGUGUGUGUGUGUGUUCAGGGCUCGUUAUUUAUAUAACAGAGCCGGAGCUGAUCAGCGGCGCUUCCAGAAACAAUCGAGCGCUGGUGCUCCGAGUCGCGGGCCUGUCCGCAGGGAGGCUGUGUGUCUGUUAGCGGGUGUUGGUGUUGGGCCUGUCCGCAGGGAGCGGGUUGGAGGCGGAGGUGCGCUCUCCUCCUCCUCUUCGGGGCUGUUUGUGUUUUCGGGCCGAGCUUCUCCUCCUCCUACUCGGAGAUGUUCAUCCACGGUGUUCACAACGACGCCAUGCAUUUUAAACCGAGCCGCAGCAGACUCUACACCACACGCUGCUGCGGGUGCUGUCAUGUCCGGACGGGCACCAUCAUCCUGGGCACCUGGUACAUGGUGGUGAACCUGUUGAUGGGAAUCUUGCUGACUGUGGCAGUUACCCACCCUGAGAACGUUCCCACAGUUGACCUGCAGUAUGAGGUUAUCGAGCACUAUUUUGCCUCGGACAGAAUGUCAGAACAUGCUUGUGUGGGAUUUGCCAUCUCCCUACUGAUGCUUACCAUCAGCGCCAUGAUGGUGUAUGGCGCCAUUACCCAUCGCGACGGCUGGCUCAUCCCGUUCUUCUGCUACCAGCUGUUUGACUUUGCUCUGAGCUGCCUGGUGGCCAUCAGCUCUCUCACCUACCUACCCCGGAUCAAGUACUACCUGAAUCAACUGCCGGACUUCCCAUACAAAGACAACCUUCUUUCUCUGGACUCCAGCUGCCUCCUGCUGUUCUUGCUGAUCUUCUUUGCUGUCCUGAUCAUCCUGAAGGCUUACUUGAUCAACUGUGUGUGGAACUGCUACAAGUACAUCAACAAUAGAAACAUGCCAGAGAUUGCUGUUUACCCUGCUUUUGAGACUCCACCACAGUAUAUCCUCCCUACCUAUGAGAUGGCCAUGACAAUGCCAGCAAAGGAGCCUCCACCUCCCUACAUGCCUGCCUGAAGUCCAUGUCUCUUUCCUAAUGAAAGUCACUGCAGAUAUUCUUCAUGGCCUUUUGAUCCCCACCUUCCACUCUGUAGAACGGAGGGUGCUAAGAUUUCCCCAUCACAAGUUUCACUUUAAACCUCUGCAUAUUGCAUAGACCUAACCAUAUUUGUCAUUAGCAUGACUUACUUGCCUCUCAUAAUGUGUUGUGACAGUUCAUCACUUACAGAUCUAUUUUUGUAAAGUAAUAGAAAACAAAUGAAAUAAGACUUUGCAGUGGGUUUUUGGGGGAAUAGUUGUUCGGGGGAAUUUAGUUUGUGGUGAUUAUGCCUCAUCGCGAGCUGGAUCGCAUAGCAAAAUUGUGCUUCUGACAGCAUUGUAUAGUUUAUUCCUUGUGAUGAGUUUCUUCUAAGACAAGGCGGGUCAUCUGCCAACGAGUGAUGCACAUGAAGCAGUGAAAGCUUUCACUUUCCAAAACUUUCCUCUCUCUUUUUAUUUUUCCAUGCUUUUCUUGGUAACUAAGUUGAAGAGAUAUUGUGAAAAUAAAUUUGCUUUACCAGUUUGCUGUCCACUAACGUUAAGAAGCACUACUUUCUCGCUUGGCUAAUGUAAAGGAACCUGUUUUAGUUUAAGCGUCUGUCUUUGACAAUCCAAUGUGAAACUAAAAGAAACCCUUUUUCCAUUUGUGUAUUUUGUGCAAAAGUAAGAUUUUAUCAAAGCAUAGGCGAAAGAGGUUGUAGCACUUUAUCUUGUUUUAUAUAUUUAGUGUUGUGUCAGUCCACCCAUUCAUUCAUUGAACCAUGUACCAGCAUCUUUAGCAGCAUUCAUUGUGCUCUGUUGUUGUGAUAGAUAGUAAUCAUUGCUUCAACACAUUGCGAACAAGAGAGGAGGGUCUUUUUUUCUCUCAAACCAGAUGAUGCUUUGGAAACUGCUAGUGUUGUAAACAUCAAUGGAUGCAUGCUAAUCCCUCUCUCUUUCUUGAUCUCUUUUUCUUGUACACAUUCUGGUGAGCUGAUUACUUCAGUAAUAAACAAUUUCAAACAUU